AUGCCUCAGUACUUUGCUAUUAUCGGGGAUCAUGACAGGCCGCUUUAUGAGGCAGAGUUCACACAAGGUCCGCAAGGGUUUGUACAGGAGAUCAAAGAGCUGAAUCCGUUUAUACUGCAUGCUUCGCUGGAUAUUGUUGAGGAUUUGCAAUGGCAACAGAAUGCUGGAACUGGGGUAGCUGGUGGCGCUGGGAACUCUUUCCUGCGAUCCCGUAACAAUGCCAACACAGACAAUUGCUAUCUAGGUAAGGUGGAUCAUUUCUAUGGGCUCGUAGUGACGGCGUAUCUGACAUAUGGGGGUAAAAAGUUUGUGAUGCUGCAUGGCAGUAGUGUACCUGGUGGCAACAAGACCACUACUACUACGAUUGACGAUUCUAUGGUACGAUCAUUCUAUCAGGAAGUGCACGAGCUGUAUAUAAAGACUAUAAUGAACCCAUUUUACCAAGAAGGUGAUGAGCUGAGGAGUCCACUAUUCGACACGCGGGUGAAAGCGUUGGCUAAGAAGUAUUUAGGUAAGUAG
Molecule: messenger RNA, 519 nt
Organism: Nakaseomyces glabratus
Lineage: Eukaryota; Fungi; Ascomycota; Saccharomycetes; Saccharomycetales; Saccharomycetaceae
Gene: TRS20
Product: TRAPP subunit TRS20
Biological process (GO): endoplasmic reticulum to Golgi vesicle-mediated transport
Cellular component (GO): cytoplasm; nucleus; TRAPP complex
Source: RefSeq, a predicted model, not a curated record